Molecule: messenger RNA, 810 nt
Organism: Magallana angulata
Lineage: Eukaryota; Metazoa; Mollusca; Bivalvia; Ostreida; Ostreidae
Exons: 3
Coding region: 1-810 (269 amino acids)
Source: RefSeq, a predicted model, not a curated record
AUGAAGACAUUAGAAGAAGCCUUUCGUGGCAGCAGUCAAUCCACACCUUACGCCUCAGCAAUUAAAGUUAACGUUUGUGGAGUUGGCCCAGUUAUUUCGUACAAAAAUGCAGGUGGUGAAAAGCGCCAAUCAACAGUCAUUGGCUUUGCGGACAACACAAUGGCUGUAAAAGGAGUCUUGUAUGACUCGGCAAAACUACACCUCAUGAAAGAGGGACAAACUGUUAUACUGUUGAAUGUCAUCCUUAAAAAUGAUGUAGGCAAAUCAAUUGUCAUGACCAACAGAAGCAAAGUCCUUAAGACUGGUCCUAUGGAAGUCCCAGCAUCAUUAAUACAACGGGGAAAAGACAUCGCACGUCCACCUCCUGCUGCUGAGGAAGAGAUUGAAAGGUCCGUAAGGGUUAACGGGGAGGAUACCCCAGUUAGGACUAUUAAAGUAAAAGAUGCAUCGGGUUCCUGCAAAGUCUCCUUGUGGAGGGACUUGUGUAAGGAGAAAACUUCCGUUGGCAGCCACAUAAGUAUAACAAAUGUUGUUGUACAGCUGUACAAUGAUGAGAAGAGCGUAUCAACGACGACUCGUACAAACAUUGAGGAAGUUGAUACCCCAGUUAUUCACAGAAGAGUUGCUUUCAUUGGCUUCGAGUGGCUGGAGGAAAAUUUGGCAUCCCUUACUGCUGAUGAUGCCAAUGGAGAGUAUGAAGAAUUUAAAAUUAGCAGUGAAGCCCUGGCGCAUUACUUGGAAUGUCAACUUCAUGAAGUGGAGUCUGUUUUACUUUGCAAACUUCCACUGACUGCAGAAAUUAAAAAUUGA